AUGGAGCUCUCUGAUUCGCUGCGGCGUGAGGUAGAGCAGGAGCGGGCGGCGGCUGACAGCGCCGCCCAUGCGAGCAUGGAUCUGAUUCGCCAGCUGCAACAGGACAAAGCUGCCGCCCAGCGCGCGGCCGGCAGUGCCGUCCAGAGAGAGAGGAUUUUGGAGCAGAAGGUGUUAUCUGAUAAAGAAGAGAUGGGAUUGAUGAGAGAGGUGCUAGAGAGGCAAGAGGAGGAAGUAGCAGUUCUGAGGGAAAUGUUGGAGCAGAAGCAGCAGGAAGUUAGGGUUUUAGAAGCUGAGCUGGCACUGUGGAGAGGACACGUGGCGCAAGCUGAUUCGCAGGGGGGGAAGGAGGGGGAGGAAGGUUUAGGGGAGGAACAUCGGCUUGUGGGUGAAGGGGAAGGGGAAGGAGCGGCGGUGUCCAUAUCAGCGAAACAUGGUGGAUCAAUCUCAGGCGAACAUACUUUUGAUACGGUUCAUACCUUUGAUAGUACGUCUCCAGAAUUAGGUGUAGAAGAACAGAUUCUUGAAACUUCUCAAGGAUCAGGCUUGGGGGGGGAAGGGAGUUUGGAAGAAGGGAUGGAAGGGGGAAGUUUGGGGGCGAUGGAAGAGGUGGAGGAGGGGCGUUUGGGGGUAGAAGCAGAGGAGAGUAGGAAUAGAGGGAGAGAGGAGGGAGAUUCGGAAAAGGAGGAAGAAAAAAGGGGGGAAGAGGAAAAGGAGGAAGAGGAAGAGGAGGAAGAGGAGGCAGAGGAAGAGGAACGUUUUGGGGAUGAAGAGAGGGAGGAAGAAGGGGGGGUGAUUUUUGGGGAUGGAGGGGAAGUGGAGUGA
Molecule: messenger RNA, 822 nt
Organism: Closterium sp. Yama58-4
Lineage: Eukaryota; Viridiplantae; Streptophyta; Zygnematophyceae; Desmidiales; Closteriaceae
Source: the annotation of a GenBank genome assembly